AUGGCGAUUAUGAUCACGAGGGAAGUGCUUGAGGUCGGCGGUGGAGGAGGAGGAAGAAUCAGCUACGAGGACUGGAGCGACUGCCUCCAGAGUUACCUCCUCUCUCGAGAUCUCUGGCACGGCUUCAUCAUCGUUGACGACGACGAGCAGCCGAUUUCCUCGGAAGAAGAUGAUGACUGGCGGCGGAAGAACGCGGCGGCGCUGCACGCGAUCACGUUCUCGUGCGGCGGCGGCGUUCUCCGGCAGAUUCGGGGGAUUGCUUCCGCCAAGCAAGCUUCGACGUACAAGGUAAAACCAUUCCGUUUUGUGGUAAUGAAUUGA
Molecule: messenger RNA, 321 nt
Organism: Linum tenue
Lineage: Eukaryota; Viridiplantae; Streptophyta; Magnoliopsida; Malpighiales; Linaceae
Source: the annotation of a GenBank genome assembly